CCGCGGGGAACCAGGGCCGGGGCCGCCCCGGCAGGGCCCCCGGCACCCCCCCCUUCCGAGGCCCCGGGAGCUCGGGUCACAGGCCGGCCGGGUGGGGCGGGGGCCGUGCCUGUAUUAGGGCAGAGCCGAGGCCCCGGGCCCGGCCAGCAGCGCCCCGGCCCGGCCCACCCCCGCCCGCGGGAGGAGCCGGGCCAGGUGGGGGAGCGCGGCCGGUCCGGAGCUGCGGAGCGUCCCCACCCAGGCCGCCCGUGCAGGCCCCCGGAGGGCUCUUUCCCCGGCUUUCCCCGCUCUCGCAUCUGGGGGAGACUCGGGGCCCCAGGGGCCCGGGACCCCUCCCCCUCUCUCCGGAGCGCUCGAUAAGGGACGGAAGUUAAGCGGGGCCGGAGGCUCCGGGAAGGGAGGCGGUGCGGCCGCAGCGGGCCCCAGGAGGGCAGCGCGGGGCAGCGGAGACCGCCCUCCCCCCUGUGCGAGGAAGGGGCUGGGAACCGCGGGGAGAGAGGCUCCGGCGGGAGGCACUUUGCAAGCAGCGGGAGGGCCGAGAGGGAGAGGCGUAAAAGAGCAGCCCGAGAGCUGGACUCACGGAGCCGGGGACCUUCGGCUCGGCCCAGGCCACCCUGGCCUUUGGCCGCGGAAGAAGCCGAGGGGGCCGCGAACUAGUGACUCGUCCAAGGUCACGCCGCUAUAAAUAGCUUCUAGGGGCCUGGGGCCGGGGAGGAAGCGGGGACGGAGUGGCGGUCCAGGGCCGCCGUCAGGGCUCCCCUCCCCGGACCUCUGCCCCGCGGCGGGAGGGCUGGGGAGCCGCGGUCUGCUCUGCAGGCGGCCCGCGUCCCUGAGGGAGUGGGAAGAGCUCGUCCGGAGGGGAAGCAGGAGGGAUCUGCCCAGCGGGGAGGGCACAGCCACAGCCCCCGGGAGCCGGCUCCUCUGAAGCAGCCUCUCCUCUGAAGCAGCCUCUCCUCUGAAGCAGCCUCUCCUCUGAAGCAGCCUCUCCUCUGAAGCAGCCUCUCAGGCGUGGGAGCGCAAGCCAUGAGCCGCAGAGUGGUUCGGCAAAGCAAGUUCCGGCACGUGUUCGGGCAGGCCGGGAAAGCGGAGCAGACCUACGAGGACAUCCGCGUCUCCAAGGUCACCUGGGACAGCUCCUUCUGCGCCGUCAACCCCAAAUUUCUGGCCAUCAUCGUGGAGGCGGGCGGGGGCGGGGCCUUCAUGGUGCUGCCCCUGGCUAAGACAGGACGUGUGGACAAGAACCACCCGACCGUCAACGGACACACGGGCCCCGUGCUGGACAUAGACUGGUGUCCCCACAAUGACAGCGUGAUCGCCAGCGCCUCGGAGGACACCACUGUCAUGGUAUGGCAGAUCCCGGACUACACGCCAGUCCGGAACAUCACAGAGCCCAUCGUCACGCUGGAGGGCCACUCCAAGCGCGUGGGCAUCCUCUCCUGGCACCCCACCGCCCGCAACGUCCUGCUCAGCGCCGGAGGGGACAACGUGAUCAUCAUCUGGAACGUGGGAACAGGGGAGAUGUUGCUCAGCCUGGAUGACACACAUCCCGACGUCAUCCACAGCGUCUGCUGGAACACCAACGGGAGCCUGCUCUGUACCACCUGCAAGGACAAGACCCUCCGGGUCAUUGACCCCCGAAAGGGCCAGGUGGUGGCGGAAAGGUUUGCUGCCCACGAAGGGAUGAGGCCCAUGCGGGCCGUCUUCACGCGCCAAGGCCACAUCUUCACCACGGGAUUUACCCGCAUGAGCCAGCGCGAGCUGGGCCUGUGGGACCCGAACAACUUCGAGGAGCCCAUGGCCCUGCAGGAGAUGGACACGAGCAACGGGGUCCUGCUUCCCUUCUACGACCCCGACUCCGGCAUAGUCUACCUGUGCGGCAAGGGGGACAGCAGCAUCCGGUACUUCGAGAUCACCGAGGAGCCCCCCUUUGUCCACUACCUGAACACCUUCAGCAGCAAGGAGCCCCAGAGGGGCAUGGGCUUCAUGCCCAAGCGGGGCCUGGACGUCAGCAAGUGUGAGAUUGCCAGAUUCUACAAGCUGCAUGAAAGGAAGUGUGAGCCCAUCAUCAUGACUGUACCCCGAAAGUCAGACCUGUUCCAGGAUGACCUGUACCCCGACACGCCAGGCCCUGAGCCUGCCCUGGAAGCAGAUGAGUGGCUCUCAGGCCAGGAUGCAGACCCUGUGCUGAUCUCCUUGCGGGACGGCUACGUGCCCCCCAAGAGCCGAGAACUCCGAGUCACCAAGCGCAAUAUCCUGGAUGUCCGGCCGCCCACCGGCCCAAGACGCAGCCAGUCUGCCAGUGACGCCUCUUUCUCGCAGCAGCAGCAACAGCAGACCCUGGAGACGCUGCUGGAGGAAAUUAAGUCCCUCCGAGAGAGGGUCCAGGCUCAGGAGGAGCGAAUCACGGCCUUGGAGAACAUGCUCUGCGAAUUUGUGGAUGGCACCGAUUAGCCCCCCAGCCCAGUCCCCAUCUCCUGCUCCCACCUCCCUUCCUCUAACCCCAGGAUGGGAGGGGAGAGUCUGGGACAGGGUCGGGAUGGCCAGGAACUCGAUCCCGGGGACUCCCCACAGAGGGGAGGGUGAAGAAGAGCAGAACGCUUUUCCCGACCUUCAAAGGGGGAGUGGGGCGUGAAUUGUGGCCUUUUCCUCUGAGAGGAGCUCACCCCCUCUCAACGGGACAUUCACCCUCAGCCUUGUGUGUGCACAGUGGGGGAUGUAGGAGGACUAAACCGUGAACCCCAUCAGGGGCAGGGCUGAGGGACAGCAUUAGUGAUCAGUCAGUAAGCAUUUGAUAAGCUCCUUCUGUGUGCCGAGCAGAAAAGACAAAAAUGAAACCAUCUCUGCCCUCAAAGAGCUUACAUCCUUUUGGGGGAGACUUUGAGGAGGCGAGAGAAAGGACUUUGGGGGCCAGUAGUGCUGAGUGGAAUUUUAGGCAAACCCUCUUGGAAGGGGAGGUGAGAUCGGGACUGCAGUGGUCAGUGGGAAUGGCCCCUUUCCCUUUCCUUUCUCUCCCCAGCCACUAACGGGAUGGAUCUGGAGAUGUGGGGGUGAGGUUUCUCAUUAGCUGGGCUCUGGAGGUAGGGGCUUUGCUCUAGCCCUAAUGUAGGAGGUCAAGGAAGGCAGACUUUCUAGUGCAUCGAUGAAGGGGCUAAGGGAUUGCUGGGAGCCUGAAGGGCCGUUCCUUUCUCCCUCUUUCUAACCAUCCAUCUCCCUCAAAGCACGUGGGCUCCCACGCUGACCGCACACAUGCCCUGCUUCCCACUGGCUCAGGUGGGAAGGUGUGGUUUGGAAUGGAGCAGAUUCUCCAGCCCCUGCCUUGCCCCAUCUGUCCCUGCUCCCCCUCACGGGCUCUGCUCUUUAAAAAGGAGAUUGUGGAGGAUGGAAAAAUUAAAUAUUUUAUUAAAUACUCGGC
Messenger RNA from Sarcophilus harrisii (Tasmanian devil), 3412 nucleotides. It is a transcript of the gene CORO6, whose product is annotated as coronin 6. The record is from RefSeq and is a predicted model, not a curated record. The coding region runs from base 1024 to 2451 and encodes 475 amino acids. Gene Ontology annotation, biological process: actin filament organization; cell migration. The transcript has 11 exons. NCBI's taxonomy places the organism in Eukaryota, Metazoa, Chordata, Mammalia, Dasyuromorphia, Dasyuridae. Gene Ontology annotation, molecular function: actin filament binding.